AUGACAUCCGAAGUGUCAUCUUCGUCUCUUCCGUAUAAACUAAAUCAGCAAAAUCAGACACAGUAUCAGCACAACAUUAGGUUGCUUGAGAAAAUAGUAGAUGCGGUCAUUCUGUGUGGGAAACAAAAUAUUCCUCUGCGAGGACACAGAGAUGAUAGUACAAGUGAUUCUUCAAAUAAAGGUAAUUUCCUGGCAAUAUUACAGCUGUUGGCAAAGCAUGAUGAGCAGCUCAUGUCUCAUCUACAAACAGCAAAAAAGAAUGCCUUAUACACCAGCAAAACCAUUCAAAAUGAGGUUAUCCAACUCAUAGGAAAUCACAUCACAGGUAAAAUUUUGAAGGGUCUACAAGGGAGGGGUUUUUAUUCCAUCAUAGCCGAUGAGGUAACAGACAAAUAUGCUAACAAAGAAGUUUUAGUCUUGUGUCUCAGAUUUCUAGAUACUAGAGAAAACCCUGCCACCAUUAAGGAGGAAUUCCUUGACUUUUCAAAUAUAGGCAGAACUACAGGGGAAGCAAUUGCUGAUAAACUCAUUGAAAUCCUCCGCUCGCUUGCAAUUCCAAUUGAGAACAUGCGAGGGCAAGCAUACGAUGGUGCAGCAGCAAUGGCAUCGGAAAAACGGGGGUGUCAGGGACGAAUGAAGUCUCUAAACCAAUUAGCUUUGUUUACACAUUGUCGGAGUCAUGUGUUGAAUCUGAGCGUUGCUUCAGCCUGCAAAUUACCUCUUGUAAGGAAUAUGAUAGAUGUCCUUAAUUCAGUGUUUAUUUUCUUUGACAGUUCCCCCAAAAGACAAGGGUUUUUUGAGAAUAUUAUAGAAAAUGAUGGGUCAGUAGAUUUUUCCAAAAAGAAACUAGUAGGACUCUGUAAGACUAGAUGGGUUGAACGUCAUAUCUGCUUUGAUGUGUUUUACACUAUGUACAAGUUCGUCAUCAAAUGUCUUCAGCACAUUAUCAAUCAAAACCUUGAUGAAAGUACCAGUGAAGACUGGUCUUGGGAUAGACAAACUAAAGUGACAGCACAGGGACUUUUGGCUUCGUUGACGUCCUUCUCUGUGUUGAUAACAUUUGUGUUUGUAAGGUACGUCCUAGACACAAUAAAACCUUUAACUCCCAAACUUCAGAAGAGAGAUAUUGACAUUUUCACUGCAAGUAAGCUAAUCGAGGAACACGUUGAUAGAAUCAAAGAAAUUCGUACAGCGGUAGAUACGGAAUUUGAGUCUUGCUUUGAAGACGCCAAAUAA
Messenger RNA from Magallana angulata, 1236 nucleotides. Its product is annotated as 52 kDa repressor of the inhibitor of the protein kinase-like. NCBI's taxonomy places the organism in Eukaryota, Metazoa, Mollusca, Bivalvia, Ostreida, Ostreidae. The transcript has a single exon. The record is from RefSeq and is a predicted model, not a curated record. The coding region runs from base 1 to 1236 and encodes 411 amino acids.